Messenger RNA from Aspergillus tanneri, 2643 nucleotides. RefSeq lists its product as uncharacterized. NCBI's taxonomy places the organism in Eukaryota, Fungi, Ascomycota, Eurotiomycetes, Eurotiales, Aspergillaceae. The transcript is spliced from 11 exons. Gene Ontology annotation, biological process: transmembrane transport. The coding region runs from base 1 to 2643 and encodes 880 amino acids. The record is from RefSeq and is a predicted model, not a curated record. Gene Ontology annotation, molecular function: transmembrane transporter activity.
AUGCUCAGUCGAAGCGAUGGUGCACCUUGGGCAGACAUGAUAUUGGCCAGGGCAGUUGCUGCCAUAAAAGGACGCCGAUGGAAGGAAAUUCAGGUGCAGUAUUUUCCAGCCCGAUCUCGCAAUGCAAUUAAGAACCAGUAUACGAUCUUGAUGCGUCGACGUACCAAGUCGAAGAGCACGGCGAAGAACGCAGCUCCACUUGAACCUCUUGACACAGAGUCUUCCCAGAAUCCGGCAUGGUCCUCUGAAGAGGAUACAGAUGAGUCUGGACAGAGCAGCGAUGACGAGGAUGACGGCACAGCCGUAGAGCGUCGGGACCCGCGCAGCUCCAUGGAGGGGAUUCUAACGCAAACAGACACUGGUGACACGGCAGAAGGCGCAGAAAACAUCACUUUAAUACAGGACUCACAAUGGGACAUGCUCUCUGGCUUCUCAAAUGAAUCAUGGGACAAGGUGCUGUCUUCGAUGGGGGAGCCCAGCGACACGGGCCUCUACUUCGACGGCGCGGUGCCAGGCCUGCCUGCGGCCAUUCCAGAGACGACACCGCAUGGUUACACCCAUGACGGAGGUAAACCGGACCUUUACUCUACCCCGGCUGCUCCCCUUUUACCUGCGCAGGGUAGAACCCCCGUGCUGUUUAGCCCUCCUGACCAGGACGGCGCAGCAAUGAUGGGCGUUGAACCAACGCAACAGGAAAUCGGGACGAUUCCUCACACUGUCACUCGAAGGGGCUCGGAGGGGAACAAGGUCGUUCUCAUCGUGGAAGACCCAGACAAGACGACAGUCGAGUCCUUGAUGCAGGUUGUGUUUUCGAUAAUAUGCCCUUUGGACACGUCGCCAAGUCGGUCCUUGUCCGGCGGAAAAGCGUCCAGAGGGGGGUUGUUUGCUGAGGCGGGACGAAGUUGGCCCGGCUUGACAAAUGGCGGCGGCCCUAAGUUGCCGGCCACUCUAUAUAACAUUCUGAGGGGCGUCGCAAUCCUAGACAUUAGUUGGCUCCCCUACGGAUUUUACUUCCUUUUGUCUGUCGCCAUGGCUGACUCUACCUUGUCGGAUGCUGAAAAGAUCGCCCAGAGUGAUUCGUCGCUGGAUUCGCAGGCGAAGCGACAUAUCACGGGCGUUAAGUGGUUCUUGUUUCUGGUCAGCACCUUGACGGCCAUCUUUGUGUACUCUCUGGACAAUACGAUCGUCGCGAACAUCGUUCCUCAAAUCGUCAACAACUUCAACGCCGUCGAAGACCUACCAUGGCUGUCGGUAGGGUUCAUGAUCGGAGGAAUGGCCAUGGUGCUGCCCUUCGGCAAGCUGUACACGAUCUUCGACGCUAAGUGGGUGUUCAUUGUCUCCACCGUCGUGUUCAUGGCCGCCUCUGCGCUCUGUGGCGGCGCGCCCACGAUGAACGCCGAGAUCGUCGGGCGCGUGUUUGCCGGCGCCGGCGGGAACGGCAUGUACUUUGGCCUGCUGGCCCUGAUAUCCAUGAACACCACGACCCAGGAGCGGCCCAAGUAUCUCAGCUUAACCGGGCUGGUCUGGGGUCUCGGGACGGUUUUGGGUCCUGUCGUCGGCGGCGGCUUUGAGCUGUAUACCUGGCGGUGGGCAUUCUACAUCAACCUGCUGUUCGGCGCCAUCUUGCUGCCCACAUACCUGUUCGUCAUCCCGUCCAACGACCCGCUCCCGGGAGUCUCGCGGUGCCAGAAGCUGGCGACCUUUGACUGGGUGGGCGCCGUGCUCAGCAUCGGCGCCUUCACCACGCUGGUCAUGGCCAUCAACUUCGGCGGCACCCUGUACGCGUGGAACAGCGGGCAGAUUAUUGUGCUGUUUGUGGUGUGCGGCGUGCUGUUUAUUAUUUUUGGCAUCCAGCAGGGCUUUAACAUCUUGACGUCUUUCGAGAACCGCAUGUUCCCCAUCCACUUGUGUGUCCAGAAGGAGCCUGUCCUGCUUUUUAUCUCGUGCGCUGCUGUCGGCGCCGUGUCCUAUGUCACCGUGUACUACAUCCCUAUUUACUUCCAGUUCACCCAGGGAGACAACGCCAUUAAAUCCGCCGUGCGCCUGCUCCCGUUCAUCUUCCUGCUGAUCACCACCAUCCCGACGAGCGGCGCCAUGAUGUCGCGUCUCGGCUACUACAAGCCCUGGUACCUGGGCGGCAGCAUCAUUGCGCUGAUUCCGGCCGUGCUGAUGUCCACCAUUAUCCACGUCCACACCCCCUCCGGCGUCAUGUACGGUCUCGAAGUCGUCCUGGGAAUCGGUGCUGGCGCGUACACCCAGGCCGCUUUCGCUGUUAUCCAGGCCGUCGUCGCCCCCUCCGAGGCGCCCAACGGGUUGACUCUCAUGCUCCUGGCCCAACUCAGCGGCAUGACGCUCGGCUUGUCCAUCAGCGGCGCCAUCUUCAUCAACAUCGCGCAGAAGAACCUCUUUGCGCUGCUCCCGCAGAUCCCGCAAGACGAGGUCCGCCAGGUCGUCUCCGGAACAAGCGGCCAGCUGAUCGCGUCGCUGUCGGACUCGCUGCGCGAACAGGCGCUGGCGAUUAUCGUGUCCGCGUGGCAGAAUAUUUUUGUCUGUGUGUAUGCUGGCGCGGCGGCAAGUUUAGUAUGCGCGAUCUUUAUGUCGCAUAAACGAUGCAAUGUCUCGCCUGCGGCAGGUGGUGCGUGA